CAAGUCACUGGCCGGAAGUGUCGAUCAAGCGAAACAUUCUGCAACGCGAAAAGACGGCGUGAAAAUAUGUCUUAUAUCUUAUAUUAAACAUUUAGAAGGCGAUAAUAAAUGAAGGUACGUGGAAACCUGGCAUAGAGGACCCAUAUUUAAUGCGGAAGUCGAUAUUUUCGCAGAUGAGAAAUUGGACCCGUCAACCCGCUUCCGCUGGAUCUCCACGUGGAUCUGAACAUUCCCUGCGGAAUAACCGCGCCGAUCCAGCAGCAGGCGGUACCGUUUGCGGCAGAAGCCGAGCGAGCACGAAGUUCCGCGCAAAUGGAGUAAAAGCGACGUCUGCGGGACUCGCGCGGCUCGGAUGCCUUCGCCCCCCUCCGUGGACGUAAUGCGCUCAUUCUCCGCGGGACGCUGACCGGCCGACGUGGGGGGAAACAUGGACACCUCUUCAGAACUCGAAGACGGGACCCGCCACAAGAACCAGACGUUCUGCGAGCGCGUUCCCACCUCCUCGCAGCUCAAACAUCGCUGGUCCGACUCGGAAAGCGCCCGGGAGAUGCCGGCCAAGAGGAUGAGCUGCAGCUACCUCCUGUGCACCAUCCUGCUCUUCGUGGCCGUCCUGCUGGCCGUCACGGUGACGGGCACCAUCCUCUUCAUGAACCACAACCAGGCCCCGCCCAUGUCGGACGGCGUGCCGCACAUCUCCACCAACCAGGACGAGGCCAACGCCCUGGUGACGGUGGAGCGCGGCGACGGCUCCCGCGUCAACAUCUUCAUCGACCCCAACUGCCCGGACUACAGCGGCAACUUUUUGCGGCUGGAGGGGGUGCAGACCUCGCUGCUGCACUCGCUCACCGACCACGACUCGGACCUGAAGUCGGUGAAGGGCCAGGACCGAGCGCUGCUCGUCAGCCUGGCCGAGGAGGUGGCCAAGUUGUCCGCCCACGCCGGGCAGCUGAAGAUGGACUACGAGUCCUUGCGCCGGGGGCAGGGGAGCCUGGGUCAAGACCUCAACACGCUGCAGUCGGAGCAAGCCCGCCUCAUACAGCUUCUUUCAGACAGCCAGGUAAACAUGGUGAAGGUGGUCAACUCCGUGAGCGACGCCCUCAACGCCAUGCAGAAGGAAAACGUGGGGCUGAAGGCCCGCACCAAGGCCGACCUGCAGAGGGCGCCGGCGAGGGGCGCCCGCUUCAAAGGCUGCGCCAACGGCUCUCGUCCUCGCGAUUGCGCCGACCUCUACGCCGCCGGCCAGCGGGAGGACGGCAUUUACUCGGUGUUCCCCGUCCACCAUCCCGCCGGCUUCCAGGUCUACUGCGACAUGACCACGGACGGCGGCGGCUGGACGGUGAUCCAGCGCAGGGAGGACGGCUCGGUGAGCUUCUUCCGGGCCUGGGACUCGUACCGCGAGGGCUUCGGGAAAAUCACCGGCGAACACUGGCUCGGACUGAAGCAGAUCCACGCUUUGACCAUCCAGGGCAACUACGAGCUGCGCAUCGACCUGGAGGACUUCGAGAACGGCACGGCGUACGCCCAGUACGGCACCUUCGGCGUGGGCCUCUUCUCGGUGGACCCGGACGACGACGGCUACCCGCUGACGGUGGGAGACUACUCGGGAAACGCGGGCGACUCCCUCCUGAAGCACAACGGCAUGAAGUUCACCACCAAGGACCGCGACAACGACCACUCGGAGAACAACUGCGCCUCCUUCUACCACGGCGCCUGGUGGUACCGCAACUGCCACACGUCCAACCUGAACGGCCAGUACCUGCGCGGCCAGCACACGUCCUACGCCGACGGCAUCGAGUGGUCGGCGUGGACCGGCUGGCAGUACUCGCUCAAGUUCUCCGAGAUGAAGAUCCGACCGACCCGCGACCAGGAGAGGAAAUGAGGCCUCCCUCCCGCACCUCCCUCGUCUUCUUCUUCUUUUAUUUUUUUCGGCGUUUGGUUUUUUUUGGGGGACCACCUCUUGAUGUCUGCCCCCUUUUUGUCGCCUCUUUUUUUUUUUGUGAGGGGGGAAAAAAAUAAAUCUCUAUUUUCCUUUUUUUUUUUUUUUUUUUUUUUUUUUUUUUGGGCUUCGCCGCUAGCAAGGACCAAACGGGAAGCGGAGGAAGACGACGCCGCCGCCGCCGUGGAUCUCGUUUUCUCCGACCGUGGCCGUCGGGGGGAGCGCACGAGACCGCUUUGCGGGAUCGGGCCCGCCGGCUGAACGGCGGCCAACUGAUUCGGCGCACGCAGAUGGUAAUCCGGCGCCUUGCGCGUCCGCGAACGGCCAAGCGUUAACCCCCAGAAGAAAAAAAAAAUGCUAAUAAUAAUAAUAAUCCUCGAUUCAAUCGUCUGGUGUCCGGACGCUCCUUCUGUUGUGCCCUAAUGUCUGACCCGAAAUUUUUCCACAAAAAAAAUAUAUAUAUUUUGUUCCUUCCUUUCAUGCGAAUGAGGCAAAACACCGUAUGGAUAUAUAAAUAUAUAAAUAAAUAUGAAAUAUAUAAAUAGAAGAAUAACGUCACACAGACAAAUGGUGCAAUUCAGAUUUGUACGUCGUCUUAUUUUCGUUUUUAUGAAGGUGUGUCUUAAGGGCCACACAAGGAAAGAAAAAUUAAUAAUUAUAAUAAUAAUACACCACGAGGAUAAAGUUGUCAAGAAGAAAAAGUACAUUUUGGGAAAUUACCUUUUUAUUUUUAGCUGGGUUAGUCUUUUUUUGGGGGGGGAUGAAAGGAGUGUUUAAAAAAAUGUAAUUAAAAAUGGACUUAAUUGACAAAAAUAUUGCGCAUUUUCAGCAAAUAAAAAAAUGACUUGUUUCUCUUUGAUAACAGCUUUAUUCUCGUCAUUUAACGAUUAUUUUUGACUUUCCGGUGCGGCCCUUUCCCUCCUUCGUCCCUUUCUUUGGAUGUACUGAAAGCUUUAAAAAAAAGAAAAAAAAGAAAAAAAAAGUGUAGAUCCGACUGUACAGUGUACGACUUUUAGAGCAUGUCUGUUUUUUUCAUACGAUGCUUAAAAAAAAAUGAGCUGAACACAUAAAAAAAACGGGGGCGGGGAAACGACGAAAAUGGACAAGGCGGGGUCGUCGGACUCUCCCUGGUGGCGAUAUGGAGUACUGCGUCGAGCCCCUAAAGCACACAUCCCAAACGUACUCGCGUACGCACACAAAUUUGCAAACGUACACAAAUCCCUUCCCCCACCGCUGAUGUUUUGGCGACAAACAAGCGAAAAAAGCCGGCGGAGCGUGGCCGGUGCGCAGACGCGCGUGUGCACAUGUUGGAAAUGUGAACACGUGCGCAAAAAAAAAAAAAAAAAAAAAAAAGGACCACAAAGAUGGAGCCGGGCCGCUUCCGCACGUACGGGGGAGGUUUUUUUUUUUUUUUUUAUGUUUUCAGUUUUUGUCCAAAAUGUGAAAGUUGUUGAAGGAACCGCUGCUCGUUUUAAGCCAAUCGGAAACAGGAAGAAAGUCGCUUCUGGAAAAGAUGCAAAAAUUAAUUCCAGUGGGACGAAAUAUGGAGAUUAGAUUUUUUUUAAAUAUAUUAGCUCAUUGGCAAAUAUUCAAACUUUUGAAUGAAAAUUAAAAUGGAUUAUUAGUAUCUUUUUGCUUUAUUUGUUGUUUUUAUAUAAUCCAGGAUAUGUAUUAUUUUUGAAUUGUUAAAUAAUAAAAAAACAAAAAUGUCUAUUUCUAGUUAAAAAGCAUAUGAGAAAGCAUACGUUUCCUUAGUUUGUUAAAU
Messenger RNA from Syngnathoides biaculeatus (alligator pipefish), 3701 nucleotides. RefSeq names its product fibrinogen C domain containing 1b (gene fibcd1b). The record is from RefSeq and is a predicted model, not a curated record. The coding region runs from base 428 to 1879 and encodes 483 amino acids. Lineage: Eukaryota; Metazoa; Chordata; Actinopteri; Syngnathiformes; Syngnathidae. The transcript has 9 exons.